GUCAGCAGACCUACCGCAACGGAUCCCGUCCAAUCAAUUAUAUUUUCCAAACAUUGUACGAACUGACAUUUGCGUGAUUUGAUUUUUGUUCAGCCUCCCUAUAAUGGCAGGAGAAGUUAUCGUUGAUGCCUUGCCGUAUAUCGACCAAGGAUACGACGAGCCCGGAGUUAGAGAGGCGGCUUUGGCGAUGGUAGAGGAGGAAACGCGACGUUACAGGCCUACUAAAAAUUAUUUGGAGCAUCUGCCACCUCUAAAUAUAAAUGCUUUUGAGACUGCUGUCAUAAAACAUGAAUUUGAAAGGCUCCAAAAUCGGCUUCCGAUGGAAGUUUUGAGCAUGAAACGUUAUGAACUACCACCACCUCCACCUGGUAAAAUGAACGAUAUUGCUGCUUGGAAUGAAAGUGUUGAAAACAGCAUGGCACAACUCGAACAUCAGGCUACUAGAAUUUGCAAUUUGGAGCUGAUGAUGGAGUACGGAUGUGAGGCUUGGAAGUGCUACCUAGAAGUAUUGAUGCAGUUAGUUUCACAAGCACAAAAGCAGCUUCAGGGGUUGAGGAAAACUAUCCAAGAAGUGAACUGGCAGAGAAAAUCAAUGCAGACUCAGGGUGGUGAGAAGUUAAGGGCCUUAGAAGCUCAAUGGGUUGGAUUAGUGUCCAAAAAUUAUGAAAUUGAACAAGCUUGCGUUCACCUGGAGGAGGAGAUACACAGGUGUCAAUAUUUGAAAAGCAAGAGCGAGGAGGCCGGCGAUGUCCCCCAAGAAGAACAGGAGCCUGCUGUUCCAGAGAAAAACGCCACUGAAACCAUGGCCAUGGAAAUUGGAUCCGAAGAACCUCAACCGGUGUGACAAAUAAUCUGAUGAAUUUUUGAAUGUAAUUAAUUCAUGUCGUGAGACAAACCACUAACUGCUAUGAUGGUUUGAUGUGGCGCGACCCUCGAUCUACGAAUUCUCAAAUUCCGGUGACAAUAUUUGGAAUGAAGUGUGAAGGUGGAUCAGUGAAUGAUGGUUUAAUUCUCAAUGGAUCUACUGUAAUAAAUUUUCCAAUAUACUGACAAUGAAUGCAA
Messenger RNA from Athalia rosae (coleseed sawfly), 1062 nucleotides. It is a transcript of the gene BCAS2, whose product is annotated as pre-mRNA-splicing factor SPF27. NCBI's taxonomy places the organism in Eukaryota, Metazoa, Arthropoda, Insecta, Hymenoptera, Athaliidae. The coding region runs from base 104 to 844 and encodes 246 amino acids. Gene Ontology annotation, cellular component: precatalytic spliceosome; Prp19 complex; catalytic step 2 spliceosome. Gene Ontology annotation, biological process: mRNA processing. The record is from RefSeq and is a predicted model, not a curated record. The transcript is spliced from 3 exons.